Molecule: messenger RNA, 978 nt
Organism: Colletotrichum karsti
Lineage: Eukaryota; Fungi; Ascomycota; Sordariomycetes; Glomerellales; Glomerellaceae
Exons: 3
Coding region: 1-978 (325 amino acids)
Biological process (GO): transmembrane transport
Cellular component (GO): membrane
Molecular function (GO): transmembrane transporter activity
Source: RefSeq, a predicted model, not a curated record
AUGUCGUCUAGUAUGGCUUCCGAAGCUCAGAAUCACUUUGAGAUCGCAGACAAGUCUAAGAAAGGCGAUACUGCUGAAUGCCAUCAUGUUGAGAGAGGCGAACUUCCCGAAACCGCGGCCAUCAACGAGGGCCAAACUUCUGCGCGCAAGAAGACGAACCCCGCCGAGAUCAAACUGGUGAAGCGUUUAGACCGAAUAAUCAUUCCCGUUCUGUGGAUAAUGUAUUGGUUCAACUAUCUUGACCGCAACGCCAUCACGGUUGCACGACUAAACAACAUGGAAAAGGAUCUCAACAUAACGUCAACUGAGUAUCAGACCUGCGUCUCAAUACUCUUCGUGGGCUACAUUCUAGGGCAGAUCCCAAGCACUCAAGACUUCAAGGGUCUGCUUCUUACACGGUUUUUCUUGGGGGUUUUAGAGGCUCCCUUUUACCCGGGCGCUCUCUACAUACUUGCCAUGUUUUACACGAGGCAGGAAAUCGCCACGCGCAUAUCCAUCUUAUUCACGGCAAACAUUUGCGGAACUGCAUUUGCAGGCCUCAUCGCCGUCGGGGUCUUCGAAAUGGAACAGGUCGCCGGCCUGGCCGGAUGGAGGUGGCUAUUCAUUAUCCAAGGGAUCCUCACCUUUGUCAUCUCCAUUGCCUCGGCCUUCAUUCUGCCCAACGAGCCACUCAACACACACUGGCUGUCAGAAAGCGAGAAAACGCUAGCUCAAUCUCGUGUUGCGGUAGACACAGUUGAGCUCCAGGAAAACACCAGUACUUGGGCUGGUCUUGUCGAAGCAGCUCGCGACCCACGCCUCUGGGUUCUGGUGCUAGCCCAACAUUUUCAUAUGGCGGCGAGCAACUUCAAGAACUUCUUUCCCACAAUCGUCGACACCUUGGGCUUCAGCCGUAACGCCACUCUGGUCCUUACCUGCCCCCCCUAUUUGAUAUCUGGGGCGAUAUCCAUUGCAUGGGCUGCUAGCUCCGGUAAGUGA